Messenger RNA from Brassica oleracea var. oleracea, 408 nucleotides. Its product is annotated as F-box protein At2g35280-like. The record is from RefSeq and is a predicted model, not a curated record. The coding region runs from base 1 to 408 and encodes 135 amino acids. The transcript has a single exon. NCBI's taxonomy places the organism in Eukaryota, Viridiplantae, Streptophyta, Magnoliopsida, Brassicales, Brassicaceae.
AUGAAAUAUUUCCCUCUUCUUGAAUUGCCUGAAGAAAUUCAGGCGUUGGUGGUUGAACGUGUGGCCCGUAACUCCUUCCAAGAUCUCUAUGGCCUCAAAGCAUCGUCCAAGUCGAUGAAAGCAUUAGCAGAGCGGCGUGGUGUAUACUAUUUUUACGAUGUGUUAUACGUUCCCUGGGGACUCAAUAUGCCUUCGCAGUUGUUGAAAUCUUGCUACGCUGAGGGAAAUCCAAGCACACUUUAUAUAAAGGGUGUACAGUUCUACUUCACAUUCGACCUUCAAGAAGGUCUUUCUCUCAUGAAGCAUGCAGCAGAUGCAGGAUAUGAGCAUGCUGUGUAUACACACGCAAUUACUCAAGCAAUCUUUUUGUGUGAUGGGCAGUAUUUUAAUGGUAUUCCAAGAGAAUGA